This is a messenger RNA of Pyricularia pennisetigena, 879 nucleotides long. RefSeq lists its product as uncharacterized. NCBI's taxonomy places the organism in Eukaryota, Fungi, Ascomycota, Sordariomycetes, Magnaporthales, Pyriculariaceae. Bases 1 to 879 code for a protein of 292 amino acids. The transcript has a single exon. The record is from RefSeq and is a predicted model, not a curated record.
AUGGUCUCCUUCACAACCCUCCUCCUCGCCGCGACGGCAUCCCUCACCACAGAGGCGCUCAACGUACCCCGCGACACGUCGCAGCCGCUCUGGCUCACCUUGCCUCGGACGCCGGAUCUCCCCACCCCAAUCUCAAGCACGCUGUACCCCAUCAAUGGCGUCAAGCUUUGGCUGCAAAAGUACAACGAGGCCCAGGGCAAGAUCCCCAUCGUCAUGUCGCACGGUGGCCUGGGCGACAGCGCCUACUUCGCCGCGGUGAUCAAGGAGCUCGUCAGGCGGGGCCACUACGUCAUCGCCAGCGACCGCCGCGGUCAUGGCCGCAGCACGUUCAACGCGGACGACGUCUUCACGUACGACAUGUUUGCGCGGGACCAGGACGCGCUGCUCAAGGCCGUCGGCGUCAACAAGUACGUCUUUGUGGGCUGGUCCGACGGCGCCAUCCAGGGCCUGUCGGCGCUCAUGAACCGCGACCUGGCCGCGUCGAUCCAGAAGGCGUUCCUCUUCGGCACGACUGCGAGCCCCGCGGACACGAACAACUCCUUUGCAACGACGGCGAUUUAUGCAGAGUUCAUAUCGCGCGUCCGCAAUGAGUACGCGGCGCUGCAUCCCGACGUGCAAUUUAAACAGUUCGCCACCAAGGUCGCCCAGCUCGAGAGCACGCUGCCCAACUUCACCGACGCCGACUUUGCCAAGAUCGACGGGGCCAAGGUCACCAUGGUCGAGGCGGAGCACGAGGAGGCGGUCAACAAGGGCACCGGGCAGAUCAUCAGCAGCAAGAUCAAGGGCAGCAAGUUCGUCUCGCUUCUCGGCGGUAGCCACUUUGCGCCGCUUCAGAUCCCGGCCAGGUUUGCCGAUGCCGUCGAGAGAUCUUUGAGAUAG